Cuscuta europaea is the source of this 1899-nucleotide messenger RNA. The record is from the annotation of a GenBank genome assembly. NCBI's taxonomy places the organism in Eukaryota, Viridiplantae, Streptophyta, Magnoliopsida, Solanales, Convolvulaceae.
GUUCAUUUGCGAGCAAAGAUCCUGUGCUCUUCAGCCACCGUAACAAAUUUCUUCUCCACCACAAAACGGUCACUCUCUCUGUAAUUACAACUGCAGCAGUUGCCCGCCUUUUUUCGCCGGCAAGUUCAUCCGUUUGUUUCACGCAUCCGCUGCAACAGAUUCAAACGCGUGAUCUCUUUUUCCUUCAAUUUUAAGGAGUGUUCUGGUUGUGCAUAGAGGUUAUUGAACUGAUCGAUUGGAGUGGAACUGUUGGAAGCGGCAAAAUGUGUUGGGUGUUGUGGCUGAAGAGUGAAGACCCAUAAAAAGUCUAUUUCUGUUAUUCAUAUACUCCGUAUUUCUGUACCCCAAAGAGAGUCAUGUUUGACAAAUCUACAACUUUUUUAUUUUUCUAAGUCUUUUCAUGGGAAAGAAUUUUGGAUCCCAAAAGGGAUUGGGCAUGCGUCAGAUGAUGAGACAGUCUUUGAUGGAUCAUCCACACUUGGACCAAAGCGGACCCACCAGUGGUUAGCAGAAACAACUGAACAAGAACUAAUUUCUAACAAAAAACAAGCCAUUGAAGCUUCCUCAGUCAGCAAGUCAAAUUCAAGUUUUCUAUCUUGGGAUAACUUGUCCACUUUUCAGCCCGUCCCAAACCAAUUCGUAGGUCGGCUUUUCGGAUCAGAACAAAUGGUGGGGUCAGUAAGUUUAGGUGAAAGAAACUUGAGGGAAAAGGUGAUCGGUGAAGAGCUUGGGAAUGAUACGUUUGUUGGUUUGUCAAUGUCUUACAAUAUCGAAGAACCUGAGUCAUGCAUUAAUUACGGUGGAGUUGGAAAAGUAAAAGUUAAUCAGGUUAAGGAACAAAAUAUCGGUUUUCCCAUGAAUCAUCAGGAGGUAUACAAUGAGAGAUCUGAAGAAGCUUACAUAUCAGUGAGGCAAGGUUAUGGUAAGCAAGGAGAAGACUGUAAUAACAACUCUCUAUUCAGUGGAUAUCAAGAGGAUGCUGAUAUCGAUGCCCUAGGAAGACCAAUUAGCAGCUAUGAAUAUUUUUAUAAUCAAUCCACGGUUCAAACAACCCAAGCUGAAGUCGACAAGGAUUUAGAUAGAUCAAAUUUGAACACAACAAUUGUUUGCCAGGCUCAAGUUACUAAAUCCAUUCCGAAGACAAAGUCAGAUGGAAAACCUGCUAAGAAAGAAGCCCCAAACAGCUUUCCAUCAAAUGUUAGAAGUUUGAUGUCAACAGGGAUGCUUGAUGGGGUGCCUGUGAAAUAUGUUUCUGUUUCUAGAGAGGAGCUGCCUGGGGUUAUAAAAGGUUCUGGAUAUCUAUGUGGCUGCCAAACAUGUAACUAUUCUAAGGCACUGAAUGCUUAUGAGUUUGAACGUCAUGCUGGUUGCAAAACAAAGCACCCAAAUAAUCACAUAUACUUUGAGAAUGGUAAGACCAUUUAUCAGAUUGUCCAGGAGCUAAGAAGCACAAGAGAGAGUGAGCUGUUUGUUGCUGUUCAGUCUGUUACUGGCUCCCCUAUCAACCAAAAAGCUUUCAAAAUAUGGAAAGAAUCAUACCAAGCUGCUACUCGUGAACUUCGGCGGAUCUAUGGAAAGGAAGAACUGAAUUUGUAAGUGGUACUUUUGGGGAGGGAGGGGGUCAGUGUUGCUUGUAAGGUCAGAUGUUUCUAUUGUGUACAGAACACAUUUCCAUUUUUUGUGGCAAUUUUGAAUUUAGAAGACACAUCUUGAUGGACUUGUCAUCUCAUUUUGUAUAUACAAGUACAUGCAAAAGUGCUGAUAGGGGGGUGAACAUGGUUCUGGUUCAAACUGGAACUGGCAGUUUUGGAAUUGAACUGGAAAUGGUGUAAUCAAAACUGAACCAGAUGUUUAUAAGGUUACUGUUUAAUGGGUUCUAAUUCAAAUUAUGUUUCUUUU